AAUCGUUUUGAUUUACAUCUACACCCGUUUUUAAAACUGUCCGGUCAAACCAGAGAGGUUCAACCCAACUGUGUUCUCACUGUGUUGCGCCACCUGGUGUUUCACAGAAGUCAUUGCCUUUACAUUCCGUUAGAAAACAGCCGCUGUGGAAGUUUGCUGCCUCCAACAAGCAGACUCACUGCUCCCCCUGCUGGUUGACGACCAGCGCUGCAACUUCAACGGACUCAAAAUUGCCUAUAAAAUUUUAGAGACGAUUAAAAUUUAUGUGCAAUAAACUGGGUGUAAUAGUGGAACGCCCUGCAAAAAGAGAGAUGCGUUAACUUGUUUUUACUGUCAGUAGGAACUGGCUCAGCCACAACCUCUGUAUGAUUAAACGUACUUAAUGCUGAAUGUACAGCUGAUUUGGAAGAUAAUGAAGCUUCAAGUGAACAUUCUUGUAAUUUAACUGUUUUCAGAUGUACAGCUGUAGAGGCAGAACGAUCAACAUCUACUGAUUAACAUGAAGCAGCUUGGCAUCCACAUCCAGCAGGGGGCGCUGGUACUUUUCUCCAGGGGUCAAUGGGUGAAAAGCAGGGAACACACGGACAGGUCGGCCGUCAGUCACAAGACAGCAGGACGAACAGACACUCUUCAGAUCUUAUUUUUAAGUUAUUCUGCGAUUACAAACUAAUGCGAAUAGAUUAUUAAAUAAAAUAUUUUAGUUGCUCCUUACCUUAAAUUGCUAAUUUUGCUUGAACAUGGCAAUGAGUUCACUGCAGUCCAAACCCUACAGUCACUAGCUCUCACUCCAACAUAGCAUCUUUGGGAUGUGGACAAAUCUGCAGGAAGCGUGUCAUGGUAUCGUGACAGUAUGGACAUAAUGGACUAUGAAGAGUUGAGGAAACUGUUGAUCAAACCUCACUUCAGCCACCAAUAAGAAACUGUUUUGUUGUUUGUUUGUUUUGUUUUUUUGUUUCAUCCUCAGAUGUAGAUGCAGGUGAGUCAAAUCUAAUGUACUUUCUGUACUCAGAACCAGAACGAUAUAAACAUGUACAGUAUCUACAUGUUUUAUUCUGUACCCUUUUUCUCCUCAGGUUGUGACGCAUUCCUGGAAGCAUGUCGGGACAGAAGGCGCAUUAAAAUAAGAAACCAGUUACAUGUGCUGUUUUCAUUCUGCGGCACCGGCGCGGGAAUGCUUGACGUGAUACUUGGAAACGUCUGCCAGUCCUUAAACAGAAGAAGACGGAUACAAGAGACGCAGAGUCGUUUUCCAGCCUCAGUGGAGUUCUGAUUUAAAUCCAGGAGUGACACUGAGCUCCAAAACACACCAGUCCACACCCUUAAAAAUCUGCCACUUUUCAGGUUUCCUGCUCUCAUUUUUACGUUUUUUUAUACUGUUGUGUUUUCCGUUGCAUUCACUCGGGCGCUAUCCACCCUGUUGAUGUACCAGUCAUAGCAGUGACAUGAGGAAUUUACCUCACCCUCGGGGCACCAUGGUGCCUGUCAGUCGUUCUGCUUUUUUCCUCUCUCUCUCUCCCUCUCUCUCUCUUUUCCUCUGUGUGUGUGUGUGUGUCUCUCAAACAAACACACACUCACUCUUUCUUUGAAACAAACCAGUGUAGCUCAGUGGUUUGUUGUCGGCAGUGAAGGCAGCUGUAUGGGGUAGCCCUCAGUUCAUGACUUCCUCUCCAUGGCCUGCCGUCUCUCCGCCUCUGGCUCCUACACCGUUGUCAUCAUCCCACUGAUGACCAGCCUUCACAGCCAGGAGGCCCUUCGCUUCUACCUAUGGAUUAAGCGGAUGAAGGACCUGGAAAAGGAAAAGGAUGCCCUGUGGUCGGGUCUGGAGGUUCUGGAGAAGGGUCGGCUGUGGUACUUCCAGCGGCUUGAGGAGAACAGGGCCCUGCGGUGCGUCGCGACCAGAUACAGCACCGGCGCUUACCACAAACGUGCAGCAGAGGCUCGGUCCUGCCUCCCCACGCACAUCCAGCGGGUUAACGGCUCCCUCGGCUCUAUAAUGAGUGAAUCCAACGUCAGCAGCAAUCCCUGUCUCUGUGAUCCACUGGGGGACAGCGACCUCCGCUGGCGAAACACGGUACUGACUCAGAAAGUGAGCGAGAAGAACCGUCGGAUCUCCGUGUUGGAGCUGGAAAAGGAGGCUCUCCUUGACAAGCUGGAGGAUCUGCACUUCUGCUGAGUGCCUGAAUUCAAAUGAGAUGAUCCGCACUCCGUCGGCUCCCAGAGCGGCUAAGUGUGCAACACUUAGUCAUUUGUAAAUGUAUAAAUUGCUAUAAAUUCUAUCUAAUCUUU
This is a messenger RNA of Poecilia latipinna (sailfin molly), 2286 nucleotides long. RefSeq names its product suppressor APC domain containing 1 (gene sapcd1). Lineage: Eukaryota; Metazoa; Chordata; Actinopteri; Cyprinodontiformes; Poeciliidae. The transcript is spliced from 4 exons. The record is from RefSeq and is a predicted model, not a curated record. The coding region runs from base 1670 to 2173 and encodes 167 amino acids.